UGACAUACCCUGAAGUUGGCCGUGGCUUCUCCCCCGCCUUUUUUCUUUCUACCUUUGCCUUUGUUUCACCUAGAUUAAAAGCUAUAUCAAGAUCCCUACAUCCUUUGUUACGAUCCUUAACCCCAACGACACUUAAAAAAAAAUCCAUCAUGUCCGCAGCAGUCACCACCUCCUCAACCAAUGCUCCCGGCGUUCCAGGAAUGUCAAAUCCCGCAACACAACUCACUAUGGAACAACAACAAAUUGCUGCCCAAGCUCAAUUUGGUGUUGGUGUUCCUCCUGCAGCCCCUCAAGCCUCUGCCUCGCUUUACGUCGGUGAGCUGGAUCCCUCCGUCACUGAGGCUAUGCUUUUUGAAAUGUUUAGUACGGUCGGUCCAGUCGCAAGUAUUCGUGUGUGUAGAGAUGCCGUUACCAGAAGAUCUCUUGGAUAUGCAUACGUCAAUUUCCACAAUGUCCUCGAUG
Racocetra persica is the source of this 462-nucleotide messenger RNA. The record is from the annotation of a GenBank genome assembly. NCBI's taxonomy places the organism in Eukaryota, Fungi, Glomeromycota, Glomeromycetes, Diversisporales, Gigasporaceae.